Messenger RNA from Trichoderma atroviride IMI 206040, 1254 nucleotides. RefSeq lists its product as uncharacterized. The record is from RefSeq and is a predicted model, not a curated record. NCBI's taxonomy places the organism in Eukaryota, Fungi, Ascomycota, Sordariomycetes, Hypocreales, Hypocreaceae.
CCCAUGGAGGAGAUAUACCAGAAACUAAGCGUGGUGAAUCUAUGGCAGGGCUUCCGCAAUUCAGAUGAAGCAUCAUUUGAGGUGAUUGAGGCAUGGCUUCAUCACAGCACUGGGCAGAUCCACAUGAACCGCAAGCCCGUCUCGGUCAAGGAGUUGGAUAACUGGCUUACCGACGAAUUCGAUGGCGACGGCGACACGAAAAAGUCUCUCGUUUUGCGAAUAGCCCUGAUCGGCUGCGACAUCAAGCACAGAAUCCUGAAGCUCUCCGGCGAAGCGAUGAAAGCCCUACUCAAGUCGUUCAACCUCGAGCUGGCCUAUAAAUACUCGCAGAGCUGCAUCACCAAUGUGGCUGCCAUCCCGCCGCAGUCAAGCGAGCACCAGGCGUAUUCCUUUUGCUACAUGCCAAAGCUUGCGGCAAUGUGGGAGCAUCGCCGCUUCGACGCGCAGAGCCCAACCGAUCGGUCAUAUUUGACGCAAGGCGUGAUAUUUCUCGAUGAAUCCAACAUGCUGUUCCUCUCCGAAGUCUUCCGCACUCCCUGGAGUCCACUUCUAUACGAAAGCCCCGUGUUCCCCGCCUUUCUCCUCAGCCUCAUUCUCAGCACGCAGAUUCAUCAAGGGGAAGAAAAGGUCAAGUUAAAAAUACGUGCGAGCGAAAGGUGUGCCUCGCUUCAGAUGCCACAUCAGGGGUACGAUAAAGGUGUCAUGAGCUUGUUCAUCAGCCUGGCUUCCGAAGCAGAUAGAUGUGCUGUGAAGCUCAGUAGCUUGAGCAGAAAAAGCAAAAUGGUGGAAAAGGCCUUGAAGUUUAUAUUGAAAAAUAUAUCGGCACAAGGCGACUAUGAAAGCUCGCCCAAAUCUGUGUCGGCUGAGGCCUGUCAAUUGUUGAAGAGCCAUGCGCUUCUUUUACAGGACAGGUUGGAAAUGCAGCUUGUGGACAUAGAAUAUACCUUGAAGCGCGUCCAGCUUCAGAUCAGCAUUCUCGCCGGCAUCAUCUCUAGAAGCGAUUUUCAAGCGACUCUAAUGCUGGCAGAGUCCCAGCACCGCGAUUCGCUCUCGAUGAAGACGCUUGCCAUUGUCACCAUGUUCUUUCUCCCAGGAAGCUUUGUUUCCGCUUUAUUCUCAACAUCAAUGUUCGACUGGGACAGCGUCAACUCCUCAUCAGAUAGUAUCGGCGUGCGGCCGCUGCCUCAAUUUCGACUGUACUGGGUCAUCACCAUCCCGCUCACCAUCAUCACCUUUAUGCUCUUCUUUAUGUGG